AUGGCAAGUUUUUGGGAACCUAUCACCGUUAACGGCCAGGAAAUGCAGAUGUAUGCCAGCGUGCCGAGUAGCAGCGCCGGGUUCACCGCGCCAUUUCCGGCGGUAGUCGUGGCACAGCACGCCACCGGCGUAGACGCGUUCAUCCAGGACAUCUGCGACCGGUUGGCGGCAGCGGGUUACGCCGCCGUGGCGCCGAACCUGUACCAUCGAGUUACCGACCCUGCUCUGCUGAACGAGCAGCCUCGCCCGCGACCUGCCGCAUUGCUCAGCGAUCCGGACAUCGUCGCAGAUAUCAACGCAACCGUCGACUGGUUGCUCAAUCACGACGCUGUGCAGAGCGACCGCAUUGGCGUAACGGGUUUCUGCAUGGGCGGGCGCGUCGCAUGGCUGGCCGCCGCUACCAACUCAAACUUUGCCGCCGUCGUGCCCUACUAUGGGGGCAACCUGACGGCCACUUGGGGCGCUGGUGACACCGCUCCGUUCGAUCUGGCUGCCCAAAUCAACUGCCCGAUGCUUGUUCCACUUCGGGGAGAUUGA
Messenger RNA from Geodia barretti, 537 nucleotides. Lineage: Eukaryota; Metazoa; Porifera; Demospongiae; Tetractinellida; Geodiidae. The record is from the annotation of a GenBank genome assembly.